Ilex paraguariensis (yerba mate) is the source of this 348-nucleotide messenger RNA. The record is from the annotation of a GenBank genome assembly. Lineage: Eukaryota; Viridiplantae; Streptophyta; Magnoliopsida; Aquifoliales; Aquifoliaceae.
AUGAUCGGAGUAGGGAAGAUCAAGCAGUACACUAACGUCCUCGACAAACCCCUUAGCAAGGGCAAGCAAGAGGUCAGUUUGAGUGCAUUUGCAUUCUUAUUUUCAGAGCUUGUUCAAUACAAUCAGACCCAAGUUGACAACAUUGGUGAAUUAGAACGAAGGUUGGAGGAUGCAGGAUAUGCUGUUGGGGCACGUGUUUUGGAACUUCUUUGCCAUAGGGAAAAGGGGAUGGGAACACAGUAUUUGUGCUUACUCAGUAAGUGCUGGCUUUACGUUUUCUCUUUUGAACUUGUCAUUGUCAACAAACUUGUUGGCAAUAUGCCAAUAUGGUUGCUUCUUAAGGCUUGA